AUGGGCGAUAUCCGGGUUUCAAUCGAUAGGGGCGGCACGUUCUGUGACGUUAUCGCUACUACAGGCGCAGAUGGAGACAAACCAUUCAUUUUCAAGUUGUUAUCAGAAGACCCCUCCAAUUACCCCGAUGCACCAACUGAGGCAGUCCGAAGAGUCUUGGAGAAGUACACGGGAAGGACGAUCCCCGUUGGUGAGAAGCUCGAUGCUUCAAGAAUAGCAUCAUGCCGUAUCGGGACCACGGUUACAACAAAUGCCCUCCUGACGGGAAAUGGUGAAAGGUUUGCUUUUGCAACUACCAAAGGCUUCAAAGACGUCUGUGUCAUUGGAGACCAGUCUCGUCCUGAACUAUUCAACCUGGAGAUCCGCAAACCAGCCGCCCUGCACUCUACUGUUGUGGAGAUUGAUGAGAGAAUCACCAUAGAAGACUACGAUCUGAACCCUCACAAGAAAUCAACAGUCAACACAGAGGGCGGUCCGGACUUGGUCAGAACUCCAAGCGGUGAAGUCAUUCGAAUCCUCAAGAGACCCGAUGAAAGAGUCAUUCGGCAGCAGCUCGAAGCCCUGCGCAAACAAGGCUACAUAUCACUCGCAGUAUGCUUCAUGCAUGCCUACCUCUUUCCAGAUCAUGAGAGGAUGGUAGCUCGGAUCGCAAAGGAUGUCGGUUUCAUAUUCGUCACUAUCUCCUCCGAGACCAGCCCACUGAUCAACUUUCUCAGAAGAAGCAACUCCACUUGUUCAGAAGCCUACUUGUACCCCAUCAUCCGACGAUAUGUCGACAAUUUCGAAGCAGGUUUCAGGAUUCCUCCUCAGAGGGUAGACUUCAUGUGCUCUGACGGUGGUCUCAAGCUAUCUGAUAAGUUUCGAGGAAAUGAGGCACUCUUGAGCGGACCAGCUGGUGGUGUUGUGGGUACAGCAAAGUGUUUCGACGUCAAUGAGGGAACACCUCUUAUCGGAUUCGACAUGGGUGGUACAAGCACUGAUGUCUCGAGAUAUGAUGGAAAUUACGAUUUUCUUCAACAGACGACGAUUGCCAGGCGAACUAUCAACCUCUCCAUGCUCAAUAUUGCAACCGUUGCUGCGGGAGGUGGAUCCAUCUUGUUUGCCCGGAACGGACUGUUAGCAGUCGGACCGGAGUCUGCUGGAGCGCACCCUGGUCCUGCAUGCUAUAGAAAGGGAGGCCCUCUGACGGUUACAGAUGCCAAUCUGUUCCUCGGACGGCUUGUUUUUUCCUCAUUCCCUGCCAUCUUUGGACAGUCUGGAGACCAAAAACUGGACAUGGAGAUCGUGACUCGUCGGUUUGAGCAUAUUACGCAGGACUUCAACAGGCAGACGUCUCAGAAUCUCACACCCGAGGAGGUAGCGUCAGGCUUCUUGAACAUAGCGAACGAGACGAUGAGUCGACCUAUUCGAAACGCAACAGAGGCUAGAGGCUUCGCUCCGGAGAGCCACGAUCUCGUGAGCUUUGGCGGUGCAGGUGGCCAGCAUGCCUGCGCUAUUGCUGAUAAGCUCGGCAUAACACGUGUGAUUAUACACAAACUGUCAUCAUUGCUCUCAGCACAUGGUAUCGCGCAUGCAGAGCUUCAGUAUGAGGUAUUCGAGCCGUUCGCAGCAGAGCUUGAUGCAAAAGCCAUGGAAGGCGUGAAAACUCUCUUAUUAACACUGAAGAGCAAGGUAACUGAAGAAUUGGUGUCUCAAAAAGCUGCACCGGAAAGCUUGGUCUUCGAUGAGGCACUUGUGUUGAAGUACUUUGGCACUGACACGAAUCUCUCCAUCUCUAAACCAGCUGAUGGCGACUAUGCCGCAGCGUUCACGGCUAUGCAUCUGCGCGAAUUUGCCUUUUCUAUGGACAGACCUAUAAUUAUCGAAUCUGUUAAAGUUAGGGGUUCAGGAAGCACCAGUGCUCCGAGCCAUGAGACGUCAGCAUCCGAAGAGUUAGCUUCAAGUAAACGGAUGGUGUUCUCCGACUAUACUACGAGGCAGAAGGUAUACCUUGAUGGCUCGUGGCAGGAUACAAGAGUUUUCAGACUGUGUGAUGCUCCCGAGGGAAGUCUUAUCAACGGCCCGGCAAUCAUCAUCGAUGAAACACAGACGAUCUUUGUUGAAUCCCUCUUCAAGGCACAUGUUCUGGUCAACUAUGUUGUGUUGGAAAAGACACUUUCUGAAGAGCAAUCGCCCAACAUUUCUAUUUCACAGACCUUAUCUGCACCCCAAGAAACCAUGAGCCCCAUUCAACUAUCCGUGUUUGCGCACCGUUUCAUGGCCAUCGCCGAGCAAAUGGGCAACACCCUCCAGCGAACAUCCAUCUCAAGCAGCAUAAAAGAACGUCUCGACUUUUCCUGCGCCAUCUUUUCCCCCGAAGGCAAACUCGUCGCCAACGCUCCUCACAUCCCUAUCCACCUCGGAAGUAUGCAAUUUGCCGUCCAAGCUCAGCACCGCCACUGGAACGGAAAGCUCAGGCCCGGAGACGUUCUCCUUACGAACCAUUCCUCUUGGGGUGGGACACAUCUACCUGACUUGACAGUGGUUACACCUGUUUUCGUUGGAGAGCGAAUUGCUUUCUACGUUGCAUCUCGGGGUCAUCAUACCGACAUCGGUGGUAUGGGCAUCACCAGUAUGAUGCCUGAGUCGCGGUCUCUUUGGGAGGAAGGUAUAAUCGUAUCCUCCAUGAAGAUCGUCAGCAGCGGCGAGUUUCUCGAAAGCGAAGUGCGGGCCGCUUUUGAGAAAGUUAGUACUUAUCCUGGCUGCAGCACAACACGCCGUAUACAAGACAACAUCUCAGACCUCAAAGCACAAACCUCAGCAAAUCAACGUGGUAUAACCCUCCUUAAAAACCUAUGUAAUGAGUAUUCGCUAGAGGUGGUGCACAAGUACAUGACGGGCUUUCAAGAUAAUGCAGAGCUGGCAGUGCGGGCGUUCUUUAGGAAGCUGGCUCAUGAGCAUCCGGCUCCUCUUUCAGCGACAGAUUACCUGGAUGACGGGACUGCCAUGAAAGUCAGGAUCAGUAUCGACAAGAACACAGGCAGUGCGAUAUAUGACUUCGCUGGCUCGGGUCCACAGACGUGGGGAAAUUAUAACUGUCCCAUCUCUAUCACUCACUCGGCGAUUAUCUACAGCAUCAGAUGCUUGGUGAAUCUCGACAUUCCCUUGAACGAGGGCUGCCUAGCACCAUGCGAUAUUCGCGUGCCUACUGGCUCUAUCCUUAAUCCCACUCCGACAGUGGCCAUCUGUGGCUCAACACUAGCAAGCCAACGGGUGAUUGAUCUAGUCCUCCGUGCUUUCGGCCGCUUUGGCGCCAGUCAAGGUUGCGCAAAUGCUCUUGGUUGGGGGAUGGGAGGCAAGAAUCUAGUGACGGGUGAAAUUGAACCCGGCUGGAAUUAUGGAGAGUCGAUUGGCGGAGGAGUUGGUGCUGGUGAAGGCUAUAAGGGCGAGAGCGGCGUGCAUGUUCACUCUACAAACACUCGUCAAACCGAUAGUGAAGUGAUAGAAAAGCGCACUGCCGUGCUUGUACGAAGAUAUGGCAUCCGGGAGGGUAGCGGUGGAAACGGUCGUUGGCGUGGAGGCGAUGGCAUCGUUCGGGAAAUUGAGGCCCGUGCAAAUCUCAAGUUCAGCAUUUUGAGUGAUCGGCGAGUGUAUAGACCUUACGGAAUGGCUGGGGGUCACGGCGGCCGACAGGGCAAGAACCUUGCUUUCAAGUUCAACGAGGAUCAUGAGUUGGAAGCAAUUAAUCUGGGUGGCAAGGCAAUUGUGCAUCUUCAGCCUGGAGAGUAUAUCCAGGUCAAUACGCCUGGAGGAGGAGGCUAUGGAACGCCAGGCGAUGAGGAGGUUGACCAAGAGUUUGAUAACUUUCAUAAGGCCUUUACCUAA
This is a messenger RNA of Fusarium fujikuroi IMI 58289, 3864 nucleotides long. Its product is annotated as related to 5-oxoprolinase. Gene Ontology annotation, molecular function: 5-oxoprolinase (ATP-hydrolyzing) activity. Gene Ontology annotation, cellular component: cytosol. NCBI's taxonomy places the organism in Eukaryota, Fungi, Ascomycota, Sordariomycetes, Hypocreales, Nectriaceae. The coding region runs from base 1 to 3864 and encodes 1287 amino acids. The record is from RefSeq and is a predicted model, not a curated record. Gene Ontology annotation, biological process: glutathione metabolic process. The transcript is spliced from 3 exons.